UGUUGAAGAAAGCUUUAAGACUUUAUUUUGGUCAAUAUUUGGUUUAUCAGAAGUUACAUCAGUUGUCCUCAAAUAUGAUCAUAAGUUCAUUGAAAAUAUUGGUUAUGUAUUAUAUGGAAUAUAUAAUGUAACAAUGGUUGUGGUUUUACUCAACAUGCUGAUUGCAAUGAUUAACAGCUCAUACCAAGAAAUAGAGGAUGACAGUGAUGUGGAGUGGAAAUUUGCUCGCUCCAAACUUUGGCUAUCGUACUUUGAUGAUGGAAAAACCCUACCACCCCCAUUCAGCCUUGUACCAAGUCCCAAAUCGUUCUUUUAUUUCUUCAUGAAGAUCAUUAAGUUAUUGAGGUGCAGAAGGAAAAGAUUACAGAAAGACAUGGAAAUGGGAAUAGGUAACUCAAAAUCCAGGCAAAUCAUGAAGAGACUUAUAAAACGUUACGUUUUGAAAGCUCAGGUAGACAAGGAAAAUGAUGAAGUCAAUGAAG
Protobothrops mucrosquamatus (brown spotted pit viper) is the source of this 482-nucleotide messenger RNA. Its product is annotated as short transient receptor potential channel 3-like. The transcript is spliced from 3 exons. Gene Ontology annotation, cellular component: cation channel complex; membrane. The record is from RefSeq and is a predicted model, not a curated record. The annotation marks the transcript as partial. Gene Ontology annotation, molecular function: store-operated calcium channel activity; inositol 1,4,5 trisphosphate binding. NCBI's taxonomy places the organism in Eukaryota, Metazoa, Chordata, Lepidosauria, Squamata, Viperidae. Gene Ontology annotation, biological process: calcium ion transmembrane transport; regulation of cytosolic calcium ion concentration; manganese ion transport.